GUAGCGUGUGCUGUGCGUGGGUGCGCACGUCGCUCCGUAGCGCGGUAGUGCACAAGUGGAGGGGGGAGAUUAAUUCUGGCCGUUCAGCACGCACUCCUCGCUGUAUCAACGCACUUGGGUGUUAUAUAUAUUGAUUAAUUGAGCAAUUCUGGAUUAUCAAGGUCCGGGGGUGGAGUGAUGGUAAAGGUGCGGGAGGGGGAGGAAGCCCCCCCUGCCCCCCCGCCCACAGUCACCCUCACCCCCACGCCCCUCUCUGACGCCCACAACCACUCCACCCACCAGCCCACCACGCCCAUGGGCGCUGCUCCGUCUCCGGCCUCUUCUCUCUCCGCGUCUGGACCCGUCUCACCCGCUUCAUCCGUCAAUUCGACGGGUGAGGCGUACGCCCACGAUGACCUGCGGCCGUACUACCGCGCCCACGGCGCCCACAAUUACCACCCGUGGGGCCGGCUGGCUACCAGCAGCCACGGGCGCCGCCACUCCCCCCACCACCACCACCACCACCACCACCACACAGCCUACCAGAAUGGCUCUGGCUCCACCCACAGUUUCUACACCCACCACCAGAAUGGCUCCGGCGGGCCCCACCACGCCCACCACCACACCAACGGCUACCACUACCACCACACCAACAGCCGAAGUCACUACCACAGCGAUGGCGGCCACCACUACCACAAAUCCAGCUACCAGGACUCCUACCAAGCCUACCACGGCGGCUACUCCGGUGGUAGGGGGCGCUACAAGUCCUCGCGGGAUGACUCGUGGGCGCUGACUGUGGGCGGAGGCCGUGGGCGGGGGCAUCAUGGGCGUUACAAGACAAUAUCUCCAAUACCCUCCAGAUCGAGAGGCACUUCCCCACGCCCACAUAACGCCUCUCAGUGCUUCUCUGGCAGCAGCACCACGCCCCUGGACGAGGGCGUGGGCGCCGUGACGGUGGAAGUGGGCGGGAGUGCGGGUCUGGUGGGCGGAGUGGUGGAGGAGGGGGGGCUGUUGAUGGGGGUGGGAGGGGGGGAGGAAGGGCAGCACGUGGUCCACCUCCACAUCAAUCCUGGCACCACUGUCAACUUCACCACCGAGGACGGCCACGUUCAGCGCAUAUCAGAAAUGGAUCUCGAUCCAUUUGGACAGGACGAGAAGGCAUCCACAGGGACAGGACGAGAGGGCAUCCACAGGGACAGAAUGAGAGGGCAUCCACAGGGACAGAAUGAGAGGGCAUCCACAGGGACAGGACGAGAGGGCAUCCACAGGGACAGAACGAGAGGGCAUCCACAGGGACAGGACGAGAAGGCAUCCAUAGGAACAGGACGAGAGGGCAUCCACAGGGACAGGACGAGAGGGCAUCCACAGGGACAGGACGAGAGGGCAUCCACAGGGACAGGACGAGAGGGCAUCCACAGGGACAGAAUGAGAGGGCAUCCACAGGGACAGGACGAGAGGGCAUCCACAUGGACAGGACGAGAGGGCAUCCACAGGGACAGAAUGAGAGGGCAUCCACAGGGACAGGACGAGAGGGCAUCCAUAGGGACAGAACGAGAGGGCAUCCACAGGGACAGAAUGAGAGGGCAUCCACAGGGACAGGACGAGAGGGCAUCCACAGGGACAGAAUGA
This is a messenger RNA of Procambarus clarkii (red swamp crayfish), 1608 nucleotides long. The record is from RefSeq and is a predicted model, not a curated record. NCBI's taxonomy places the organism in Eukaryota, Metazoa, Arthropoda, Malacostraca, Decapoda, Cambaridae.